AUGGCCAUUACAGACUUCCUCGCCGCUUCCGAUAUUUCCUCCGCUAUCAACGCUUGUAAAGCAAAAGAUUCUUUCAGCCCAAAGAUCUUCUUUGCCACAGUGGGCUUGUCUAAGAAGUCACCUAAAGAAAUAGAGAAGGUUUUCAAAAUGCUGGACCAGGACAAGAGUGGAUACAUUGAGCAAGAUGAACUACAAUUAUUUCUUCAGAAUUUCUCUAAAGGGGCACGCGUUCUCACAGCGGCUGAGACGAGAACUUUCCUCUUGGCCGGAGAUAUGGAUGGAGAUGGCAAAAUUGGCUGGGAAGAAUUCUCUGCUCUUGUCAGUACUUCCUGA
Molecule: messenger RNA, 333 nt
Organism: Chanos chanos (milkfish)
Lineage: Eukaryota; Metazoa; Chordata; Actinopteri; Gonorynchiformes; Chanidae
Product: parvalbumin, thymic-like
Exons: 4
Coding region: 1-333 (110 amino acids)
Cellular component (GO): cytoplasm
Molecular function (GO): calcium ion binding
Source: RefSeq, a predicted model, not a curated record